Chlorella variabilis is the source of this 1205-nucleotide messenger RNA. RefSeq lists its product as hypothetical. Bases 126 to 1088 code for a protein of 320 amino acids. Lineage: Eukaryota; Viridiplantae; Chlorophyta; Trebouxiophyceae; Chlorellales; Chlorellaceae. The record is from RefSeq and is a predicted model, not a curated record. The transcript is spliced from 7 exons.
GUUAUUUGUCCGGCGUUCACCACAAACCCGUGGCAGCCUGUGAUCGCCCCUGCCGACACUCUCCUCCAGUAGACUUCUCGGCGUUCGCCUUCCUCGUUGCUGCUCCAGCGUCCGUCAAGCCGGCUAUGAGCAAGCUGAUCGGCGUGUGCGGCGCCACAGGCAAGCAGGGCGGCGGAGUGCUGGCCGCCCUGCAGCGCAUCGGUGGCUUCAAGCUGCGCGCGCUCACCCGCAACCCCGCCAGCCCCUCGUCCACCAAGCUGGCCGGGCCGGAUGUGGAGCUGGUCAAGGCCGACUUUGAUGACCCCGUCUCCCUGCGCGAGGCCUUCAAGGGCUGCGACGCCGUGUUUGGGGUCACCGACUUCUGGGUGGCCUGCGGGGGAGACGGCGACCGCGAGCUGCAGCAGGGCAAGAACCUGGUGGACGCAGCCAAGGCGGAGGGCGUCAAGCACUUUGUGUGGAGCUCCCUGGAGGACACCCGCCCCGCCCUGGCGCCCUCCCGCCAGCCCCUGGAUUCCAAGGGCAGGACGGUGCCGCACUUUGACGCCAAGUCUGAGGUGGAGGCUUACCUGAGGGAGCAGCUGCCCACCGCCUGGACCUGCGUCUAUCCCUCUGUCUUCUACGAGAACUUGCUGCCAGGCGCCGGCAUGGACCCCCAGCCCCAGCCAGACGGCUCCUUCCUCAUCGCGCAGCCGUGCCAGGCCAAGAUGUCUUGGAACGCCACCGCCGACAUUGGCAACGUGGCGGCGGCGGUGAUUGCGGGCGGGCCGGCGGCGUUUGCGGGCAAGCGGGUCGGGGUGAAUGGGGAGGAGGCCACGCUGGCAGACGUGGCUGCCGCCUUCAGCAAGGUGUUUGGAAAGAAGGUGGCGGCGGUGACCCCGCCCCACGAUGACUGGGCCCAGAUGGUGGUCGGCUUUGGGGUGCCGGAGCCGGUGGCAAAGGACCUUGCCAACAUGUUCCUGUUUUACGAUACCGUCGACAUGCGCCAGCUGCGCCCGCUGUCAGAGACGAAGCGUCUUGUGCCUGGGGUGCUGGGCCUGGAGGCGUGGCUGGAGCAGAACAGGGCCAAGUUUGCGCCGCUGUUUGGCUGAGCCGCCCUGUCCCGCCGCUCCCCGCCGGGGCCACAGCGCCAUGCACGUCUUUUGCGGGACGAUUUUCAAACGAGCUGCGCUGUUGAAGAGGUUGAUUACUGUGAGAAAACCAUCGAG